CACGUCGCUGUCGUGCACAUUCAUCAGUUCCUCUCGCAGGGGGGAUUGCGUACUCUGGCUCUCACACACACGCGACUGCGACAAGCCAGCAGAGAGUGCCUUCUUAGUCUUCCGCUUGUGGCUCUUGGACUCAGCUGAACCCUGCCACAGUCGUCAGCGUUGCCUCGCAGGGCAGCCGACGCCAUUCACUGCGCUACUGAUUCGCUAAAGUUGGGCCCCUCCCUCCCUCCCAGCCUGCCUCCCUCCUGUGCAGAUAAAGCCUGAUGUUGAGAAUGAACAGAUCCAAUCAGCUGCUGUGAGCGGGAAGGAGCUUGUCGCUCUCGUUGUUUUCUCCACCACACCCUUCUACUCCUCCUCCUCCUUUCCCCAGAGCCCUGCUUCUUCCCAUCAUGGGCCGACGCGAUCAAUAAUGCUUUACCAUUCUCUCGUCUGACAGUUGAGGUGAGGAGUGAGCUGACCGCUAAAGGCUUCCUAUUUGAGGCAAGCGGGCCCUGAGGAUGGGCUACAGGUGGCAGAGCCUCUAGAGGCCUCCCUUGGCUCAAAUCCCGACAAAGACCUUUCGAGCCCACCUUCUCCCAUGUCAUUGACUUAUAUAUCCUCAUUAGCAACACACAGGUGCGCUCAUAAUUGCAUUUGCUGGAUAUACAUUAGUCUUCAUCAGCCGUCCUCGUCUGCUUCUGCUACUGCUGUGGCUCCUGCUCCAGAAUGGCGGUGAACGUGACACCGAUCCGGGACACAAAGUGGCUGACUUUGGAGGUGUGUCGGGAGUUCCAAAGGGGGACGUGCUCACGGCCGGACAACGAGUGCAAGUUCGCCCACCCCGCCAAGAGCUGCCAAGUGGAAAACGGCCGAGUCAUCGCCUGUUUUGACUCACUCAAGGGCCGCUGUUCCCGGGAGAACUGCAAGUAUCUACAUCCCCCUCCCCACCUGAAGACGCAACUGGAGAUAAAUGGAAGGAACAACCUCAUCCAGCAGAAAAACAUGGCCAUGCUGGCCCAGCAGAUGCAGAUCGCAAACGCCAUGAUGCCUGGCACCCAGCUGCAGCCCGUGCCCAUGUUUUCAGUCACACCCGGCCUGGCGACCAAUGCCAAUGGAGGCGCGGCCGCAGCGUUCAACCCGUACCUUGGCCCCGUGUCGCCUGGCCUGAUGCCUGCCGAGAUCCUGCCCAGCUGCCCGAUACUGCUCACCAACAGCGCCAGCGCUCCCGUCCCGGUCGCCACCGUGGCUCAGAAACUGAUGAGGACGGAUAGACUGGAGGUAUGUCGGGAGUACCAGAGGGGCAACUGCACACGUGGCGAGAACGACUGCCGCUUCGCGCACCCGUCCGACAGCACCAUGAUCGACACCAACGACAACACGGUGACGGUGUGCAUGGACUACAUUAAGGGCCGUUGCUCCCGGGAGAAGUGCAAGUACUUCCACCCACCCACUCACCUACAGGCCAAAAUCAAAGCGGCCCAGCAUCAAGUCAACCAGGCGGCGGCUGCCGCAGCCAUGGGGCUCCCUCCCGUCCUGCCCCCUUUACCAAAGAGACCCGCACUUGAAAAAGCCAACGGUGCCGCCACCAUGUUCAACGCCGGUGUAUUUCAGUACCAACAGGCCUUGGCCAACAUGCAGUUCCAGCAGCAGGCUGCCUUCAUCCCUUCGGGCUCAAUAUUGUGCAUGACGCCUGCAACAAGUGUUGUACCCAUGAUGCACGGUGCUACUCCGGCCAAUGUGUCCGCAGCCAACACAUCUGCCACAAGUGUUCCCUUUGCAACCGCCUCAGCCAAUCAGAUUCCAAUAAUAUCUGCGGAGCAUCUGACUAGUCACAAAUACGUGACACAGAUGUAGGAGCCUCAAUCACAACAGUGGAACUGGAGAGCAAAGACCAGCGAUUCAACAGACAAACGAACAACAAUCUGAUGAAUCCAUACGUCAACAACAGAGAGUUUGCGGAAUUUGCUCCAGUCACUUCACGCACACUGCAUACACUUAAAGAGCGUCUUCUUCCUCCUCUCCGUGAAGGGAAGGCGCGUUUACCUUUAUUCACCGGGCACACUUUGAAUGUGAAGAGAAUAAGACGAAGUGCUGUGUCCAUCGAGGCGGAGGAGGAAUCGUGGUCUCUUUUGUACGUUUGUUCAUUGGUUGUCUCUCAUAUGUUUACACAAAAGGUGCACCUUAUAUUUCAGUUGAAAGAGACAAAGAAGAAUCAGACGAGGGUUUUUAUGUUACUGUAAACCAACAAAAAAGGCCAUAUUUGUGCUAAUAUGCCAAUGGUACUGCAAUCACGCAAAGCAAUCGGCUUUCCCUUUAAGGUUUCACGAUUCGUCUUUGUUCCAUCGUCACGACCCAUCACUGCUGAAACGAAACCCUCAAAUCUUUCGCGACAAGGUCAACAAAGACAUAAAAUUAGUGUUCAGUUGCCAAACUGCUGGCUGACGUGUGAUUUGUUGAAGUUUAUUGGGUUUCCGACAGGUCGUCAAUGUAGGUGUGGUCUUGAGCUCGGACGUGUUGAAGAAUAUUUGUUUGUCCGACUUUUCAGAUUUUUAGUCAAAGUAUUUUUGCGUUGUUGUUUUUGUAGUUCGACUUAAGCAGGUACAUACAUACAGACAAUGGACUUUGAGUCUUUUCCCUCACUUGCAAUCAAAGUCAGCAAAAGCCCAAUUGUCGGAUGUCUCUGAAAGAUCACUGGGCGUAAAUGAUUAUCCCAUGGUGUGCGGUGUGUUAAAAGUGUUUUUCCCUGCUUGGAAAAUGGUCCAGACUGACAAUUAUAAAUGUUAAAUAGAGGAGCCAGUGAUUGUGCUGAGUUUUGUGUCACGUGUCUCACAAGUCAUUCACCACAGCAAAAAUGACAAGGAGAGUUUGAAACGGGAAUGUAGUUACCAGAUAAACCAGUUAGCCUCGCCGGGAUUUUCUAUUUCCUCUUCUACUCCUCCUCUUUCUUCAUUGAAUUUCCCUCCAGUCUGAAUGCGCUGUGACACCAUGCUGCCUCUCACAGGUCAGUCUCGGUAGUACCACCGAUAUCUUUGGGGAACGUGACUCACGAUUGACGGUAGAGAUAUUAUGUGUGUGGUGUGCUGUGUUGGGCAUCUUGACUACACCGUACUCCAAAAGAGCACUAAGAACAUUUUGUAUCUGGUCGUUUGUAAGGUUGUUAAAACUCGAUGUGUGUACCCUGCCUUAAGGAUUCAGUGUAGCUCUCUCGUAGGUCGCAGUUCGUUAGUAUGUAUUAACUGGACAGAUAGCGCGUCGACAGUGACAAAAAACAAAACAAACAAAAACAGGUUACGAUUGUAUCCCUCAUCUAAAGCCUUAGAAUGUACCAUCAGGUCAUCAUAAUGCAACAUGCCAUUCAGAAGCCUGAUCCGUGCCAUGCCAAUACACUUUUUUCAUUCUCUUUAGUUCUAUUAAGGCGUAAGGCAUGUUCGAGUGUCUCUUUGUGUGUUCCCUCAUCUUUAUCUAGAAUUCUGUGUAUGUACAUUUUGAUUUUAGAUGGUAACAUUAGUAUUUUCUAUGUUAUGCAUUUGAACCAUAUGCAUAUUAGCAUUCACUCCUGUAGUCUCUUUGUGUUCUCUGAGCAAAGAUAUUUUCUAUGAAUACUUAACAGUCCUAAUAGAACAGAGAGGCAGAGUUGUCGCUAUGGCUAUCGUUGUCGGCGACAACAGCUAAGCAUUUUAACGAUUGUAAGGUUUGUAACUAGUCAUCUAAUUUAAAAAAAAAAUAUAUAUAUAAUAAUUAUUGUUCUUGGAUGUUUUAGAUGUUAUUUUCUACUGUAUCCAUUUCAAAUAAUAUUAUCUAUUGUUUGGGAAUUUUUAACCGAGUUGGAAAUUGGGCCAUGUUGGAAAAACAAGCUGGGUUUUUUUUCAUUUUUUUUUUUUCAGUCGGGGUCCCAUGACAGGAAGUCCGCGCUCACUCCACCAAUUGCAAACAAAAUGGUGGGUGGGGGGGAGCUCCCGAACAGAAAAAGGUUGACUUUUUGCACUUCUGUACAUAGUCAAAAAAGAGAGAAAACAUGUAUAUUGAGAUCUUAUUUUGAAUAAAAAAAAUGUCUAUAAUGACAGAGCGUUUUGUUAGGAUAACCACAAAAAAAGGCUGAACAAAAAAAUCGCUUGCAUCCAAAAGGCGCUGAGUUGUCAUUCUCUAACCCCGCCCUCUUUCAGGAACGGCUGAUGUCGCUCUUUUUUUGUUGUUUUUAAAUUUGUCAGCAGCUUGUAGUUUGCCCGGUAGCUGUCCGGAGGAGGAAGGGGGGGGGGGGGGGUCCACUAUCCCACCACCCGCACUGUCAGGCCUGUGUGUGGAGGCCCAAACAACAUUACACGUACUGUCUCUUUAACUGGGAGACAAACGCAUGUUAAACAUAUAAAUACAUUUUUUUUUAAAAACACAGUACUAAGACUAAAGAACACAUGUUACAGAGAAAUAUGUAUUUACAAUAUUCAUACGCUAUCCAUAUGUAAUGAAAUAAGAUAUUGAAAAAAAUAUAGAAUAGUGGUUUAUUUAAAAAAAAUGACAAAAAAAAUCCUGAGAAUACAGAAUUGUCACCACUUGGAGAGACAAUGCAGCAAAUCGUUCUCAAUAUGCUCUUCUGUUCAUGUAAGCUGUGCUUCUCCAGAAGCAUUUUGGGGGUUUGGUCACCAGACCGGCUUAUCUCUCACCUGCCAGUGCGCAUGCUUAGAUAAAAGAAAAACCUGUUUCUUGUUUUUUGUUUGUUUGUUUCAUUUUCUCUGCUCGUAGUGCUAAUAUGAUGUAUUCUGUCCUCUGCUGCCGUUUGUUUCUGCUUGUUUAACUGCGGCGUAACCCCCCAGCCCGUGCGCUGUCUCUGUGUGUCAGUCAAGAGAUGAAAAACUAGUCUAAAGCCAUAAAAUGUUAAAUAUGACUGGAGGUGAGAUGAAGUUCACACAUUUGUUUGUUUUCCCAGGGGGCCUGUAUUGCUAUAUUUGAUUCUUGCUGUUACGGAUUUUAAAAAAUGUAAUAAAAAAUACAAAGCAACAGCACAAUUGACUUUCAUUAUUUGUACAAGAAUUAUGGGUGAUGUAAUGAAUAAUGUGUUGGUGUUCAUCCUAACUUGACGCUGAUUGGACCUCCUGAGUCAAAAGCAGUCCGAAGGAUCCAUCACGAGUGGAAUGACUGUGACGCACCGUCCAACCACAAGAUGGAGCUGCCACUUUGUCAGGUUAGGCUGAGUGCACAUGAGCCAGUCCCUACAAAUACCCAACA
Molecule: messenger RNA, 5199 nt
Organism: Phycodurus eques (leafy seadragon)
Lineage: Eukaryota; Metazoa; Chordata; Actinopteri; Syngnathiformes; Syngnathidae
Product: muscleblind-like protein 1
Exons: 10
Coding region: 706-1833 (375 amino acids)
Molecular function (GO): metal ion binding
Source: RefSeq, a predicted model, not a curated record